AUGCACAGAACUUACUCUUUAAGAAACAACAAAGCACCAACUGCGGCUGAUUUGCAAUCUCCACCACCUCCACCAUCUUCAACUAGAUCAAAGUUUUUUGGUAGAGCUUCUAUUGCUUCUACUUUCAGAAAGAAUGCUGCUGGAAACUAUGGCCCAGAGCUGGCAAGGAAGUUGUCCUCCCUAAUCAAAACCGAAAAGAACAUCCUAAGAGCAACAGAAAUUGUUGCUAAUGAGCGUCGCGAAGCUGCUAGGCAAUUGUCGCUAUGGGGUGCUGAAAAUGACGACGAUGUUUCUGAUGUCACUGACAAGUUGGGCGUUUUAAUUUAUGAAUUAGGUGAAUUGCAAGACCAAUUUAUUGACAGGUACGAUCAAUACCGUAUUACGAUGAAGUCCAUUAGAAAUAUUGAAGCAUCAGUUCAACCAUCAAGGGAUCGUAAGCAAAAAAUCACUGAUCAAAUUGCCUAUUUGAAGUACAAGGAACCUCAAUCUCCAAAGAUUCCUGUUUUGGAGCAAGAAUUGGUCCGCGCUGAGGCUGAAUCACUAGUAGCUGAAGCUCAGCUAUCUAACAUUACUAGGGAAAAGUUGAGGGCUGCUUUUGACUACCAGUUCGACUCCAUUAGAGAAUUGUCUGAAAAGUUUGCCUUGAUUGCUGGUUACGGUAAAGCUUUGCUGGAAUUGUUGGAUGACGCCCCAGUCACUCCAGGUGAAACAAGACCCGCAUAUGAUGGUUAUGAUGCUUCCAGACAGAUUAUUAUGGAUGCAGAGGCAGCCCUAGAAUCUUGGACCCUAGACUCAGCUGUUGUCAAACCAUCGCUCUCCUUCCAUCAAAAUGCAGAUGACAUACAUGCUGGUGAUGAUGGCGGACAAGGCGAUAAUUGGAACCAUCAAAAUCAAUCCGUAGACGACAUGUUUAAGGAAAGAUAA
Molecule: messenger RNA, 924 nt
Organism: Eremothecium sinecaudum
Lineage: Eukaryota; Fungi; Ascomycota; Saccharomycetes; Saccharomycetales; Saccharomycetaceae
Gene: LSP1
Product: lipid-binding protein LSP1
Exons: 1
Coding region: 1-924 (307 amino acids)
Biological process (GO): negative regulation of protein kinase activity; endocytosis; eisosome assembly
Cellular component (GO): eisosome filament; plasma membrane
Molecular function (GO): lipid binding
Source: RefSeq, a predicted model, not a curated record